Molecule: messenger RNA, 2200 nt
Organism: Venturia canescens
Lineage: Eukaryota; Metazoa; Arthropoda; Insecta; Hymenoptera; Ichneumonidae
Gene: Caf1-55
Product: chromatin assembly factor 1 p55 subunit
Exons: 5
Coding region: 166-1449 (427 amino acids)
Biological process (GO): chromatin remodeling; regulation of DNA-templated transcription
Cellular component (GO): ESC/E(Z) complex; NuRD complex; nucleus
Molecular function (GO): nucleosome binding; histone binding
Source: RefSeq, a predicted model, not a curated record
GUGAGGCUCCCCGGCUCCCGGCUGCUCCCGGCUCCCCCCGGUUCUGUCUGCGUGCACGGCUGCUGCGGCACUUUUUGGCGGGCACAGUCCUUUUGGCGGUAGAGGACGAGAACGUUUUAUUGUUUAGUUCUUCGGGACUUGUGAAAAGUCGAUCAACGUUUACAAAUGGGUGACAAAGACGGUGAAACCUUCGACGACGCGGUUGAGGAGCGUGUCAUCAACGAGGAGUAUAAAAUAUGGAAAAAGAAUACUCCUUUUUUGUACGACCUUGUGAUGACCCAUGCUCUGGAAUGGCCAUCGCUGACGGCACAAUGGCUACCUGACGUUACAAGGCCCGAGGGCAAGGAUUAUUCCGUUCAUCGUUUGAUACUGGGUACCCACACAUCCGACGAACAGAAUCACCUUCUCAUCGCGAGCGUUCAAUUGCCAAAUGAGGAUGCCCAAUUCGACGCCUCGCAUUAUGACAACGAAAAAGGCGAAUUUGGAGGCUUUGGUUCCGUCAGCGGAAAAAUUGAAAUUGAGAUUAAGAUUAAUCAUGAGGGAGAAGUGAACAGAGCUAGAUAUAUGCCGCAAAAUCCUUGCGUCAUUGCUACCAAAACUCCUUCUAGCGACGUACUUGUUUUUGAUUAUACUAAACAUCCUAGUAAACCUGAUCCAAACGGAGAAUGCCAUCCUGAUUUAAGGUUACGCGGCCAUCAAAAGGAAGGCUAUGGUCUUUCGUGGAAUCCAAAUCUCAAUGGUUACUUGUUAAGCGCUUCCGACGAUCACACGAUCUGUCUCUGGGACAUAAACGCAACACCCAAAGAAAAUCGUGUGAUCGACGCGAAGACAAUUUUUACUGGCCACACCGCAGUCGUCGAGGAUGUAGCCUGGCACCUUCUGCAUGAAUCUCUGUUUGGUUCUGUAGCUGACGAUCAAAAAUUGAUGAUCUGGGACACUAGGUGUAACAACACGAGCAAACCCAGCCACACCGUCGACGCCCACACAGCUGAAGUCAAUUGUUUGAGCUUCAAUCCUUAUUCCGAAUUCAUUCUCGCGACCGGAAGCGCCGACAAAACAGUCGCCUUGUGGGAUCUCCGCAAUUUGAAGCUCAAGCUGCACUCUUUCGAGUCGCACAAGGAUGAGAUUUUCCAGGUACAAUGGUCGCCCCAUAACGAAACGAUACUCGCAAGCAGUGGCACCGACAGACGUCUGCACGUUUGGGAUUUGAGCAAAAUUGGCGAGGAACAAUCACCCGAGGACGCUGAAGACGGACCACCUGAAUUACUGUUUAUCCACGGAGGACACACAGCAAAGAUAAGUGAUUUUUCGUGGAAUCCGAACGAGCCCUGGGUCAUAUGUUCGGUGUCAGAGGACAAUAUUAUGCAAGUAUGGCAAAUGGCUGAGAACAUAUACAACGACGAGGAGCCGGACACACCAGCGAGUGAACUCGAAGCUGGAGCAUCAUAAGUCCUAUAACAAGUAUAAUUUAUUAAAUAUUUCGUCCGGACUGUGAAAUCCAUCGGCUAAGAAGUGCGGGCCAUCGACGUUAAAAAAGAAGGCGAGAAAAAUAAAUCUAAAGAGAUGGUUGAUAAGAAUAAAAGUACGCAUCAUUUCGAUGAUCGCAUCAUCCGCAUGGCAAAAAAUCAUUUGCAAAUACGUCAUUAAAAUUGAUUAUGAGCUACCCAAACAAAAAGAUUUUCAAAAUUGUUAUGAAAGGAAAAAACUCGCAAAUAUCAACUCCGAUUGAAAAAUAGUUUGUUUCUUUUUUAGUUUUUGUUGAUUUAUCAGCGUGCUUCAACAGUCACCACGGACUGCAAGUCUAGCCCGAUUGUAUAAUCGCUCAUCUUACGUCUAUAUAUUGCGCUGUUUAUUCGUUAAUGCGAAUGUUUUUCAUUGUGUGGCUCUACGAUGUUGCGAGUAUAUUUUCUACUUAGUUUUAAGUCUGGAUAAGAUAUUGACUGAAUCGGAUAUUCCAAUUACAAUAGGACAUUAUAACAUAACACUCGAAUGUUCUCAAUUACUCACUACGCAAGUAUUUGUAAUUGUACAUUUUUUUCUUACGAUACAGUUCAGCGAAGACAGGGGUUACCCGAAAAAAAAUCAUUUGCUAAAAAUUUGAAAACAAAAAAACUAUCAAACGAAGAAGGAUGAGCUGUUGUUUCUAAGAGUCUAAGGCGUGGAAUUAAUAAACAAGUCGCCAAAUUCAUUGGCAGUUGAA